UUUCUGUAAAUGCAUUCCGAAUAUAGGCCUCGUCAAGAUAAACAUGUUUGAGGACAUGUUUCCAGAGACAAAUAGUGUUGAAGAGUUCCCUCAAUAGACUCGGAACAAUGUUGACCCAGUUUACAUAACCAGGGUAAAUACUGCAGUGGUCACUCAUUAUUUCAUGGAACCAUCAUCUCUGUCGUCUUCCGGUAUGCCCACGAGAGCGGUUGUCUAUAAAACCGAGAUCGCGAUAUGACAGGAGGAUAACUCACGGAUUUUGCGGAGAUUCGAAUCGAACAUGUUAUCACUUGGAGUUAUUUUUGUCGUGCUUGUAAUGAGUCUGUCUCUUGGACAGUCCAUCCCAGUGACAAAAAAGGUUGAUGUAUUACCUAAAAUAACGAGUUUCCACUCUUCAACCUUGGAACCUGGUCGACCCGCAGAAUUAUCUGCAACGCUGAUAUCAGAGACACCUAUCGAACUUGUGUGGAGACGAAGGAUCACCACGGAGGAUGACUUCCAUGUUGUACCAGUUGUUAAUGAUCAUCUACACAAAAUCACAACCGAAUCGACUGGUGAUGUCUACAAAAGCAAGCUGGUUGUCGCCGAUAGUGAGGAUUCGCUUUACAGUCUACGAGUCGUUACGAAGAAAAGUCUCACUUUAGAACUGUUCAUUCCGAGUUCAGGUCUCAAUAAAACUGACAUCGUACUCCCGUCAAUUACGAAACUGCCUGACGCUGUUACAAGGAUCCGCGCAAACACGAAAGGCUCGCUGACAUUUGGCGUGUCGAUACCUAAGAGUGAGGUACUCCAUAUCAUGAAAUGGAGGCCAGUGACAGAAUCAAGUAUCGCGUUCAAAAGGGUGAAAUACAUCUUGGAUAAAUCUCUUCCUGACUCAGCUUCCGUUCAAACGAAUCUGGGAAAUACCUCCAUGGAAGCAACUCUGACAUUUGACCCAUUCACAUCUGUCGCUGCGGGUCUCUACGCGACGUCAGUCACACUCCUGUUACCGCAUAACACUUUAGUCUCAAUAGAGGUUUACUCUGAAGUUUCAUACACGCCAAGUGACCAGAUUCUGCUAGGGAUCGCGACUUGUUCCGGGGAUUACAGCAUGCCAAUGGACUCCACUGGUGAGGUUGAAUUAUUAGUCAGGGCUGGUGAGGACUGUCUCCGCUGCAUAGCCGCAGGACAUCCACGCCCUAACCUACAAAUUAGUAAAUUCAUCUCGAAAGACAAUGUGACAGCAGUAUCUACGAUACCUUACUUCGAAGCUGGGACAUCCUACGAAGCUGUUAGUCAUCCAUUGAUGUCACAACCAGACGCACAGCCUGAAUCGUAUUUCUGUCUCGGGAGCCAGAUCAAGCCGUGGCCACAAGUCAAUAUCAUCCCAGUGAAGGUAACAGUGUUCAAGCCAGUAAAGAUGGUCAAAGCGACACCCGAGAAGAUUGUGAUCGCGGAGCCUAAGACGGUGACCUUCACGUGCGAGGCCACAGGAAGUCCACUCCCCGAGAUAGAAUUUUACAAAGCUCCAAAGUGGAUGAAGCUUCAUAAUGUCAAAAUUGAUCCAGAGGAUAUGUUUUGGCGCCGAAUUAAAGUCGAGCGAGGCAGCGUCAGGGUCACACGGACGGUUGACGAUAAAACUGGGACAAUCACAGCAACUAUGACUAUCGAAAGGGCAACGGAACUAGACGCUGGAAAUAAUUAUUUCGUUUAUAAAUGUCUUGCAAAGAAUAAGCUAAGUUUUAGUGUCGGCACGAUGGAUUUAGACUUUAAAGCAAUGUAGACAUAAAUGAUAUUGGGUAUAAAAUCAUUGUUCAGCCAACGUUUCACAGAGGAGGUGAAUGAAUCUGUUUUGCCGUUGUCAUUCUUUGUCAUAAAGAUAAAGAGAGUAUUUAUUAUUGACAUCAGGCUAACUAUUUGCAUUGUAAAUAUAGGCUAACUGCUGUUUGCUACUUCUCUUUUGUAGAAUCAGUGUUUCAGGUUCGGAGUAAAUGCUGAUGAAAAA
Messenger RNA from Lineus longissimus, 1984 nucleotides. RefSeq lists its product as uncharacterized. The coding region runs from base 281 to 1762 and encodes 493 amino acids. The record is from RefSeq and is a predicted model, not a curated record. The transcript has 4 exons. NCBI's taxonomy places the organism in Eukaryota, Metazoa, Nemertea, Pilidiophora, Heteronemertea, Lineidae.